UUCUUGCUAGGGUUAAGUUCUCGAGCCGCUUCUCUCUCUCUCGUUCUAUCUCCGUUGUUCUUCUUCCUCUUCAAUGGCAGGCAUAGCGCGAGUGGCGAGAUCCUCGUCCAUCUUCGGCGUCGGAAGAUGCUCGUACUCCACCACCGCUUCUGCUGCGUCUGGUACUGGUCUACGCGCCGACCACGCGCCGCCUUUCCUUCACAGCGGAGGAGUUGCGAGAGACGUUUCGAAAGAUAGGAACGUCCAGUGGGUGUUCCUGGGUUGUCCUGGCGUCGGAAAGGGCACGUACGCGAGCAGACUGUCGAGUCUCCUCGGUGUUCCUCACAUCGCCACCGGAGAUCUCGUCCGCGAGGAGCUCGCUUCGUCGGGACCUCUCUCUCAGCAGCUGUCUGAGAUCGUAAACCAGGGGAAACUGGUUUCGGAUGAGAUAAUUAUCAAUUUAUUGUCGAAGAGACUUGAGGCUGGUGAUGCCAGAGGUGAAACAGGGUUCAUUCUUGAUGGGUUUCCUCGAACCAUUAAACAAGCGGAAAUUCUGGACGGUGUAACGGACAUCGAUCUAGUGGUGAAUCUGAAACUUCCGGAAGGAGUUUUGGUUGAAAAGUGUCUCGGACGAAGAAUCUGUAGCCAGUGUGGCAAGAAUUUCAAUAUUGCUAACAUUGACUUCAAGGGCGGGGAUGGAAAACCCGGUAUUAGCAUGGCGCCUCUCCUUCCUCCUUCACAUUGUACUUCAAAGCUCAUUACCCGGGCAGAUGAUACUGAAGAGGUUGUGAAAGCGAGGCUUCGUAUAUACAAUGAGCAGAGCCAACCUCUCGAAGAAUACUACCGUACAAAGGGUAAGCUUUUGGAGUUUGAUCUUCCGGGAGGUAUUCCGGAAUCAUGGCCGAGGCUUCUAGAAGCUUUAAGCCUCGACGAUUACGAGGAGAAACGAUCUGCCGUGGCAUAGAUCGUAAUCAAAAUCACGGUAAACUUAAAUUCUUUUGCAUGUGGAAGACAUGCGUAAUCAAUUUUGCGUUAGAAUAAGAAAAACAUGAUUGGUUUUUUUUCUUCUUCCUCCCUCGGACAAAAAUAACACUUGCAAACUCAGUGUGAUCUUACAGCGGACUGUUCGUGGAGCCGGGAUCAGGCUCCAUAAGAGAAACAAACCUAUUGUAUGUCUUUGAUUGUAUGACAUUUGAGACUUACAGGAAUGUAUACUAUCAUUUUGGGUAUAUCCAUCGAUACUAUUUUUAUUUUUGCAACUGGCCGAGCUGGCUGGUUAAAGCGGUGACCAGACAGUAAGUAAAAACAGUUGCUUUACAUCAAAAGUGUGUUUGGAACUGAUAACCAGCUCUUGUCCGUCGGAGAUUCCGCGGUUCAGGAUAGUUUUGUUCCGUACAUUGUCG
Molecule: messenger RNA, 1382 nt
Organism: Tarenaya hassleriana
Lineage: Eukaryota; Viridiplantae; Streptophyta; Magnoliopsida; Brassicales; Cleomaceae
Product: adenylate kinase 1, chloroplastic
Exons: 4
Coding region: 74-943 (289 amino acids)
Biological process (GO): nucleobase-containing compound metabolic process
Cellular component (GO): cytoplasm; mitochondrion
Molecular function (GO): ATP binding; AMP kinase activity
Source: RefSeq, a predicted model, not a curated record